AUGCUGAGCGAUUCAAAAUUUAAUGCUUGGGUCAAGUAUGUGGACACUUUGAACGUAAAUAACCCUGAAGAGCCGAAGCUACUGAUCUCUACACUGAGUAAAUACAUCUUUGAGGGCGAUCUACUUACAAUGGCCAAGAGCACGGAAGGAGCCAAUAAGAACCCGCUGUUCAGCUCGUGGGUCAAUGAUUGCGACCUUAACGCGAGCAUUCGACGAUCGAGAUGUGGCGGCAAUUCUUGCGGCGGGGAGAGCGAGGACACCUACGAAACAAGUUGCCGCGAGACUACAGUCUGCACAAGUGGAGAUGUGGCUGAGCAGCGGGAAGUCUGUUGA
This is a messenger RNA of Phytophthora infestans T30-4, 333 nucleotides long. RefSeq lists its product as uncharacterized. The record is from RefSeq and is a predicted model, not a curated record. The transcript has 3 exons. Bases 1 to 333 code for a protein of 110 amino acids. Lineage: Eukaryota; Oomycota; Peronosporomycetes; Peronosporales; Peronosporaceae.